Coregonus sp. 'balchen' is the source of this 28340-nucleotide messenger RNA. The record is from the annotation of a GenBank genome assembly. Lineage: Eukaryota; Metazoa; Chordata; Actinopteri; Salmoniformes; Salmonidae.
CAUGUCUUCUGCAGUGCGCGCACGGCCUGUCAAUGCAGAGAGCGUAGUGAAUUCGGUGAGGUCAUGUUUUGUAGCUUGACAACAUAAUAGCGAUAAUUGUAUUAUCCUUAUAAAUAAACUGAAUUCAUCGUCAAGGACGCGGACUAUUGUGGAGAAUCGAGAAGUGAUCAUUCUGUAUUUUGUUGACGGAGGUAAGCGCUUACGGUUCCGCGCCGCUGUCCAUAGCAUUGUUUAGCUGUGGGGGAGGGUCGUUUGCGCCGCGCCGCACGCAACUACAGAUGCGGGUUGUUGUCAAUAUAUUAUAAUGGUGCAAUGUAUUCUAUCCUAUUCAGCUAAUAGCCUACUUGUCCAUGAUUCAAUGUAACAGUAAAGGCUACCACGAUAUAUUCGAUUGUUGGAUUGGCAUAGAAUAGUGCUCAAAAUAGGCUUUUCCGUAUGUGUAGGCUAAUAACUCAUCGCAUAGGCUACAUACAGGCUGUAAUAACCAGGCUAUUACCAAAAUGCCUGCUUGGGAAUUAUAGACUUACUUGCUACAUUUUAGCGAGGUUGGUUAUCGUCAUAUUAUCAUCAUAUUGUCAAGGCGCUAGUGUUUUUUUUUUUUUACCUGGCAGCCACAGCCACCGUAAGGGGCGUAUAGCGGUAAAGGGUCGGCUGGCCAAGGUUAUUAUGACGGUAUUAACACACUGGGGCUUGUCAGGGCCAUUUAUAGCAAUUGAUCACUAUUGGUUUUAAACAAUCUGAAUGGUCAACACCUGAAUGGUCAAUGUAUAGCCUAAGCCCUAGAAUCUUCCCUCUGCCAUUCUUGAAGUUUUGGCAACACCAUAGUCUACGACAUUGUUCAUUGAGUGUACAAUCAAUUAGGUGAGAAAGACAGCUAUGCCUGGGAUAUAAUUAGGGUACAAUAACCGUUGGAUAGUAUAGGCCAAGUAUUUACAUAUAGCCUGGUGCCAAAAUAGGCCUAUAGCAUUUUAUGAUCUAUUCCACAUAUAAUAUUAAAAUGUCAAUAACAUUUUUAAGACUUAGGCCUAUAUAGGCAAUGCCACAUGUAAACAAUGUAUUAUUCUAUAUUAUAUACAGAAGGAAUGUUCUAUUUAGGAAUUAAAUCAGAUGCUUUCUGUGUAUGUUCCAGUGUUAUUCAUUGCUCAGUUAUACUGUAUUAAUAGUUUGAGAUUAGAUUAAUGAUGAUGGAUGUUUUGACAGAUGUAGGCUAUAGUCAGUUCCUAUGGGUGGGGUUCAGGAUUGACUGCCAGUGUUGAGGGGCUGUUUAUCAUGUUCAUUAUGAACACAGUUCAUCAGUAAUGACACUGGAGUGGAUGCUGAAGUGGAGGGUCGCUUACUGUAAUUCCAGGGCUGUAGAUACUGCAGUUAUAGCCAAUAUUCAUCCUUUUGUCUCAUACUGAUUACUCACAAUAAACAGUCACUGUAACACAUUAGCAGGUAUUACUGUUUACUGGUGACUGCAACUUACAGUAACUGACAACACCCAAGAGCUAAGUAGCACUAGCUCCAUUGUUAUAGCAUAAUGUUGGCUACACAAGGUUACGCUUAAUUCAUUAACCAUAGUGUGUUUGUAAAUCAUUAUACAGCAAUUGUUCAUUUAUUCAUUCGGGCUUACACUAAAUAUGCAUGUUAGUAACUGUAUAUGACCCAUGCAGGUAUACAACCUACAGCUAAAAACAGUACAGCUAAGCACCACACUCCAUCCACCCAGCUGAUCCGUCUGAUGAUUGAUAUCUUUUUACAUUUUAGCAGACGCUCUUGUCCAGAGCGACUUAUAGUUAGUGAGUGCAUACAUUUCUUUUCAUUUUAUUUUUUUCAUACUGGCCCCCCGUGGGAAUCGAACCCACAACCCUGGCGUUGCAAGCGCCAUGCUCUACCAACUGAGCUACACGGAAUGGUGUGAUUAUAAUGUGACACUGUGCAGGGGAUUUGUGUGUGUUUGUGUGUGUGUGUGUGUGUGUGUGUGUGUGUGUGUGUGUGUGUGUGUGUGUGUGUGUGUGUGUGUGUGUGUGUGUGUGUGUGUGUGUGUGUGUGUGUGUAUAGUUUAUUCGGUUCCCCAUUAGCUUUUGCCAAAUCAGCAGCUAUUCUUCCUGGGGUCCAGAAAAAACACAAAACAUGACAAGUAACAAAACACUGAUACACCUGAUAGACAAGGACAGUCACACAAAUGUAAAAUACAAUGAUAUACAAACAAUACAAAAAAAUUAAUAAUAAUAAUAGUACAAACAAUACAACAAAAAAAUAAUGUCUGUGUGUGCAUUUUUUUAAAGGUAAUUUUGCUGUUUGCUUGAGUAAUUGGAGAUGGAAGGGAGUUCCAUGCGAUUAUGGCUCUGUAUAAUACUGUGCGUUGCCGUGAAUUCAUUUUGGACUUGGGGACUGUGAAGAGACCCCUGGUGGUAUAUCUUGUGGGGUAUGUAUGAGUAUGUCUUUUGGGGUAUGUAUGAGUGUCUGAGAUUAAUGUUAUUUGAUUAUGCAGACAAUCUGACAUUUUCAUUACAGUAAUACUUCUCAUGAAAACUAGAAGAGAAGCACACAGUUAGUCUCUCAUCAACCCUCAACCAGGAAAUACUGGCAUGCAUGUUGUUGAUGUUAGUUCUGUAUGUGCAGUUAAGGGCCUGCUGCUCUGUUUUGAGCCAGCUGCAGCUUUACUAGGUAUUUUUUUGCUGCGCUUGACCAUAUUACAGGACAGUAAUCAAGAUGGGACAAUAACAGAGCCUGAACAACUAGUACAGUUGAUUUUUGUGUAAAAAAUGCAGAACAUAUUUUUAUAACAGACAUACAGUGAGGGAAAAAAGUAUUUGAUCCUCUGCUGAUUUUGUACGUUUGCCCACUGACAAAGAAAUGAUCAGUCUAUAAUUUUAAUGGUAGGUUUAUUUGAACAGUGAGAGACAGAAUAACAACAACAAAAUCAAGAAAAACGCACAUCAAAAAUGUUAUAAAUUGAUUUGCAUUUUAAUGAGGGAAAUAAGUAUUUGACCCCUCUGCAAAACAUGACUUAGUACUUGGUGGCAAAACCCUUGUUGGCAAUCACAGAGGUCAGACGUUUCUUGUAGUUGGCCACCAGCUUUGCACACACCUCAGGAAGGAUUUUGUCCCAUUCCUCUUUGCAGAUAUUCUCCAAGUCAAUAAGGUAUGAGGCUGACGUUUGGCAACUCAAACAUUCAGCUCCCUCCACAGAUUUUCUAUGGGAUUAUGGUCUGGAGACUGGCUAGGCCACUCCAGGACCUUCAUGUGCUUCUUCUUGAAUCACUCCUUUGUUGCCUUGGCCGUGUGUUUUGGGUCAUUGUCAUGCUGGAAUACCCAUCCACGACCCAUUUUCAAUGCCCUGGCUGAGGGAAGGAGGUUCUCACCCAAGAUUUGACGGUACAUGGCCCCGUCCAUCGUCCCUUAGAUGCAGUGAAGUUGUCCUGUCCCCUUAGCAGAAAAACACCCCCAAAGCAUAAUGUUUCCACCUCCAUGUUUGAUGGUGGGGAUGGUGUUCUUGGGGUCAUAGGCAGCAUUCCUCCUCCUCCAAACACGGCGAGUUGAGUUGAUGCCAAAGAGCUCCAUUUUGGUCUCAUCUGACCACAACACUUUCACCCAGUUCUCCUCUGAAUCAUUCAGAUGUUCAUUGGCAAACUUCAGACGGGCAUGUAUAUGUGCUUUCUUGAGCAGGGGGACCUUGCGGGCGCUGCAGGAUAUCAGUCCUUCACGGCGUAGUGUGUUACCAAUUGUUUUCUUGGUGACUAUGGUCCCAGCUGCCUUGAGAUCAUUGACAAGAUCCUCCCGUGUAUUUCUGGGCUGAUUCCUCACCGUUCUCAUGAUCAUUGCAACUCCACGAGGUGAGAUCUUGCAUGGAGCCCCAGGCCGAGGGAGAUUGACAGUUAUUUUGUGUUUCUUCCAUUUGCGAAUAAUCGCACCAACUGUUGUCACCUUCUCACCAAGCUGCUUGGCGAUGGUCUUGUAGCCCAUUCCAGCCUUGUGUAGGUCUACAAUCUUGUCCCUGACAUCCUUGGAGAGCUCUCUGGUCUUGGCCAUGGUGGAGAGUUUGGAUUCUGAUUGAUUGCUUCUGUGGACAGGUGUCUUUUAUACAGGUAACAAGCUGAAAUUAGGAGCACUCCCUUUAAGAGUGUGCUCCUAAUCUCAGCUCGUUACCUGUAUAAAAGACACCUGGGAGCCAGAAAUCUUUCUGAUUGAGAGGGGGUCAAAUACCUAUUUCCCUCAUUAAAAUGCAAAUCAAUUUAUAACAUUUUUGACAUGCGUUUUUCUGGAUUCUUUUGUUGUUAUUCUGUCUCUCACUGUUCAAAUAAACCUACCAUUACAAUUAUAGACUGAUCAUUUCUUUGUCAGUGGGCAAACGUACAAAAUCAGCAGGGGAUCAAAUACUUUUUUCCCUCACUGUACCCCUCCCCACCUUUACAACAACUUUGUCAUCCAAUGUUAUACCUAGGAGUUUAGCUUCCUCAACUUGCUCAAGGGUCACACCCUUUAUACACAACUCCAGCUGAGGUUUAGGUCUUAGAGAAUUUUUUUAACCAAAUACAAUGCUUUUAGUUUUAGAUGUAUUUAAGACCAAUGGGUGGGUGGGUGUGAAUCUCUGAGUGUGCGUGUGUUUACUUUGACUUUGAUGUCUCUUAUGCACAAGUGUGACAUUAGCGACACAGACAGGAUGUAAGAGGAAACCACAUGGGCUGAAUCAUGGGCUGAACAUGGGCUGAAUCUUUUUAACCAAAUACAAUGCUUUUAGUUUUAGAUGUAUUUAAGACCAAUGGGUGGGUGGGUGUGAAUCUCUGAGUGUGCGUGUGUUUACUUUGACUUUGAUGUCUCUUAUGCACAAGUGUGACAUUAGCGACACAGACAUGUGUGAUUAUGAUUCAGCCCAUGUGGUUUCCUCUUACAUCCUGUCUGUGUCGCUAAUGUCACACUUGUGCAUAAGAGACAUCAAAGUCAAAGUAAACACACGCACACUCAGAGAUUCACACCCACCCACCCAUUGGUCUUAAAUACAUCUAAAACUAAAAGCAUUGUAUUUGGUUAAAAAAAUCCCUUAUAAUGAUGGACUAAUCACAAUGCAUGUUUCUGUCCUCCCUUCCUUGGGGAAAUCACCAUUUUGACAUGAUAAGAUAGGUGAAAGCUAGUGGAACCCUUAAUGGCUGUUACCUUCAAUGGUAAAGAAGGAUGUAUUUCAAAAUGGAUGGUAAUCACUGAUUUGACAUGAUACGAUAGGUGAAAGAUAUAUAGUGGACCCUGCUGUUACCUAUCCAAUGGUAACGAAGGACAUAUUUUCAAUGUAGUCAAAUCAGGCCAAUGUCUCUGGGAUGUAGUCCAGUCCAGACUGGGUUUAAGACAGGAAUGAAUACUUAGAUCAGAGACAGGAUAGAAGAGAGGGGGAAAUGAGAGAGAGAAAAUACAAUAAGCGAGAAGGAGAGAGAGAGAAAAUAUACAGCAUAUAUCUCUCUAAUUACUCAAGGAGAGAGAAAGAAGAGAAGAUUGCAUGUCACAUGUCUGACAUCUCGUAACAUUUUCCACAGAAAUCACCACAGGGUGAAGAUCAUAAACACCCAUUGGGAGGUCAAUAUCAGUAUGACCUCAUCCAAUUGGACCCUGAGCCCUGAAGAAGAUAUUCUUAGGCUGAUGGUUCAUAUACUAAUGUGGUGAGAGAUGUAGACCACCUACACUCUAAGAAAAAAAGGGUUUCAAAAGGGGUAUUUGGCUGUCCUUAUAGGAGAACCCUUUUUGGUUUCAGGUAGAAAUAACCCUUUUGGGUUCCAGGUAGAACCAAAAGGUUUGUACCUGGAACCAAAAAAGGUUAUUCAAAGGGUUCUCCUAUGGGACAGCCGAAGAACCCUUUUACGUUCUAGAUAGCACUUUUUUUUUCUGAGUGUAUGGUUCACACUCAGUCCAGUAGCUUCUGAUGAUAUUAUAUUCUCCCACCUCAUGUUUGUAGAGUUAAAGGGACAUUACACUCAAAAUUAACAUUUUGUCAGGUGUUUCAGACCACAAAAGUAGUCAAGAUGAAUCCACAUCCCAUGCCAUCCAGUUAGAUCUAGCUACAGUGCCUAGUACGUUUUCACACCCACAGGUGUCACAUUUUGCUGCCUUAUUAUACUUAAAUAUAAAAAGGGAUUAAAUUCGAUUUUUUUCUACUGAUUUACACAACCUACUCCACAUUUUCAAAGUGAAAUAAAAAUUUGAGAUUUUCUAAAAUAAAUUCAAAUAUUAAAAUGAUAAAUAAAACUGUUAGGUAUUCAAAAGACUGAGGCAGGAUUUCCUCUAAGUUUUUACCUGAGCUUGGCCCCUUUCAUAUUUAUUUUGGGCCUGACAAAACUUCCCAGUCCCUGCCUGUGACAGGCAUACCUGUAACAUGAUGCUGCCACCACAAUUCUUGAAAAUAUAGAGGAUUUCACUCCGUGAUGUGUUAGAUUUGGCCCAAACUUAAGUUGUUCAUUUAGGCCAAAAAGUUAAAUAUUUUGCCAUGCUGUCUUGAGGUAUAACUAAAGCGCCAUGUUUCAAACAGGAGUGAUGAUUUGGAAUUGAUUUCUUUAGCUUCUUUUCUUUCUGUCAAACAGGCCAGUAAUGUGGAGUUAAUGCAAUGCUGUUGGUCCAUGCAGUUUUCUCUCCACUCAGCCAAUGAACUCUGUGGCUGUUUUAAAAUCAUCUUUGGCCUCAUAGUGAUAUCCCUGAGCAGUUUCCAUUCUCUCCUACAGCUCAGUUAGGAAGGAUGGCCAGAUCCUCACAGUGCCAGGGUGAUACGAUACACCAACUACAGAUUAUUUACCCUAUUUGACCAUACUUAAAGGGAUAUUCAGUGUCUUGGAAUUAUUUCGUAACCUCCCCUGAUAUGUGCCUGUCUAAAAAUGUAUCACCUGACAUGUUUUUAAAACUAAUUGGUGGCUCUGAGAUUGAGUCAUUGUUUGAAUAUCACUAUCUAACAGAGGGACCAUACAAAGACAGGGUAAACUAUUCUUAAAUCAUGAGAACCACUACUUAUGCGAACAGGUGGACACCAUUCAAUAAAUGUUGUGCAUUAAUUUGAAAAUAUUUGCUCUUCACACACAGACUUACGCAUUCACAAUAUAUUAGUUUUUUAUGUUUUAUUAAUUUCAGCAAAUGUCUAAAAAAUGUCUUACACUGUGAAAAUGUGGAGUAGUUUAUGUAGAUCUGUAAGGAAAAUUAAAUGUAAGGCAGCAAUAUAUAAUGUAUAUACCUCAACCAACAAAUGAAUGGUAAAGAUUAGCACCGCAGAUCUGUAAAUUGCAUUGUGCUUAUCUUCUCUAUUCAUUUUGGAUUGUGGCAUAUACACUGUAGGUCCUUCUACAAAACAGAUUGCCUGGGAUGUGGACUUAUCUGAAGAGAAGAUCGCUUUUGAGGUUUGAAAACGUCUGAUCAUCUGAUUUUGGAGUGUAAUGACUCUUUAGCAAUAAUUUUGAUAGGACUGAGUGAUCUGAGUGGGGAGGGGAAAACUGAAAACUAUCUGUUAUUGGCAAAGAGGUUUGGAACUAUCUUAUUGGUCUAUUAACUAAUUUACCGCCUGUUGAUGUCACCAGCAGGGUUGGGUAGGUUACUUUCUAAAUGUAAUCCAUUACAGUUACCUGUCCAACUUUUUUAUCAGUAACGUAACUUUUGGAUUACCCAAACUCAGUUACUUUUAGAUUACUUUCCCAUUAGAAGAAUACAAAAAUGAAUAUUACCAAUUGAACGACAUCUAUUGCAGGAUAAAUCAAUGUUAGAUUUGACAUAACUGGCCAUAAAUGGAUGUUGCAUUUUACUUGGGUUGGUUAUGUAGGCUUCUUCUAACCCAUUGCCUUCUACUUUAAUAUAGAGAAUAAUAUGAUUAGGCUAUAUCUUUACCUAUCUUUACAAAAUCAAAGUCUGUCAGAUUUCCAGUCAGUCAUUCCAAUUAAUUUAAUACCCCUUUAUCUUCAAGAAUAGGACUUGGAAAUAUGGAAAUAUAGAUAAGGACCAAACAUCCUUUCUGAAUUUAAAAGUAAUCCUACAAGUAAUCAUCUAUUUUUUUCAGAAAUAUCUCCAAUGUGAUUACCAUAUUUUUGCUGGAAAAGUAACUGGUAAAGUAACUGAUUACAGUUAGUUUUUUGUCAUCACUUACAUGUAACAGGAAAAUCACGUUUUUGACUGCACUGGGCCUUUAAACAGGAAAACGGUAGCAUUGGAUAGGGUUAAUAAGAGGAAUAGGUUAAAGCUGGAAUCCUUAAUUGGUGAAACUGGCAAGUAUGUUUGGGAUAUUACAACAACAAAGAAGUUACUGCAAACAACAAACACUGUUUUCUUUCUCUCUGACAUCAUAACAUGUGCGAUAGGACUGCCGAAAGCUCCUCCCCUUCGUUCUAGUCAACAAAACAAAAACAAUAACAAAGGCGCUGGGGCGAACAGUAGCGCUCUUUCCCCUAAUGCAGAUUUGAUCUUUAAAGCUAAAAACAUGCACUUCAGAACAGACUGUAGCUACCUGUGUUCUGUAUCCUAAAUUAUUUUUAUUCUAUCGCUCUUUCUCUUUCUGUGUGUAUGUGUGUGUGCAUGCGUGUGUACAUUUGUGUGUGUGUGUGUGUGCGUGUGUGUGUGCGUGCAUGUGGGUCCAUAGUCCAGAGAGCAUAGUUUGGAUGCCCACAAAGCAGCUCCUCAAGGUUUCAUCAUGAAUAGAAACAAGCGAGGAGGAGAAAGGGAGCUCUACAGUUUAGAUGUCGGAGAUUCCACCUUCACAGUUCUGAAACGCUACCAGAAUCUAAGGCCCAUCGGCUCAGGAGCACAGGGAAUCGUCUGGUAAGUGUAAUCACUAUGCAAUUACUAGUUACUGAGAAGAAAAAACAAUGUGCUGGUUAAAGAAAAACUGUAAGACCAUGGAGACUUGGUACAAGGUACUUUUUGAAAAGGGUAGUCUAUGACUAGCAGAAGAAACAAAGGGAAGGUCACCACUUAGUAAACGAAAAUUGUUGGAUUGGCAUAGUCAUUUUUGUGUAUAUAUUUUUGUUGUUUAUGCUAUCUUUGACAUUUAUGUUGCUAUUUUUAUUAUUCAUAAAUAAUUUACUUUAGGUUCACACCCUUGUUUCAUUUGUUAUUUUGUUUAUGUGACAUGUUUUCUUAUUGGUUAUUGUGCCACCCAAAGGUGAUUUAUAGAGCCCUCAUGUGGGCACUCAAACCUUUACGCCCUGAUGAAGGCUGACAAGGCCAAAAUGCGUUGGGGUUUGUUCUUCAUGUUUUUAACGAUAUACAGUACCAGUCAAAAGUUUGGACACACCUACUCAUUCAAGGGUUGUUCUUUAUUUUUACUAUUUUCUACAUUGUAGAAUAAUAGUGAAGACAUUAAAACUAUGAAAUAACACAUAUGGAAUCAUGUAGUAACCAAAAAAGUGUUAAACAAAUCAAAAUAUAUUUAUAUUUUAGAUUCUUGAAAUAGCCACCCUUUGCCUUGAUGACAGCUUUGCACACUCUUGGCAUUCUCUCAACCAGCUUCACCUGGAAUGCUUUUCCAACAGUCUUGAAGGAUUUCCCACAUAUGCUGAGCACUUGUUGGCUGCUUGUCCUUCACUCUGCGGUCCGACUCAUCCCAAACCAUCUCAAUUUGGUUGGGGGAUUGUGGAGGCCAGGUCAUCUGAUGCAGCACUCCAUCACUCUCCUUCUUGGUAAAAUAGCCCUUACACAGCCUGGAGGUGUGUUGGGUCAUUGUCCUGUUGAAAAAUAAAUUAUAGUCACACUAAGCCCAAACCAGAUGGGAUGGCGUAUCGCUGCAGAAUGCUGUGGAAGCCAUGCUGGUUAAGUGUGCCUUGAAUUCUAAAUAAACCACAGACAGUGUCACCAGCAAAGCACCCCCACACCAUAACACCUCCUCCAUGCUUUACGGUGGGAACUACACAUGCGGAGAUCAUCCGUUCACCCACACCGCGUCUCACAAAGAUGCAGCGGUUGGAACCAAAAAUCUCCAAUUUGGACUCCAGACCAAAGGACACAUUUCCACCGGUCUAAUGUCCAUUGCUCUUGUUUCUUGGCCCAAGCAAGUAUCUUCUUCUUAUUGGUGUCCUUUAGUUACUUGAACUCUGUGAAGCAUUUAUUUGGGCUGCAAUUUCUGAGGCUGGUAACUUUAAUGAACUUAUCCUCUGCAGCAGAGGGGUGAGCGUCGAGGCUCCGGGUGGUGUUGGAAACGACGUCGGUCUCUCAACAUCUCAUCAAGACGAAUGGACGUGGUGAUGACGGUAUCAAGGUCCAUCUCGUCGUCCCAAUAUUGCCAGUUCCGUCGUGAUGUCCUCCCAUAAGCCUCUCCUGAAGGCCGUGCGCAGAGCACGCUCAUUCCAGCCGGAAGACGCAGCCACCGUGCGAAAGCGCCAGAUACUGUGAGACCUGUAGCAGGAAGCCUAUACAUUUAGUUGUUUUCUCGUCAUAGCGCUCCGGCAGGGCGAGGGGUCCCUCAGACGUUGGUGAUAGCACGGGAGGAGGUGGACUGGGUGCACUCGCCGCUCCCUGAGGUGGAACCGGAGUGAUGGUCAGUUUAUGCAGCAUUUGGAGCACUUCCUGCAUGGCGGCGUUCAGCUGGGCAAUCUGCUGCUGGUGCUGGUCGAGGAUUUGGGAAACUCCAGGAGGAUUACCUGCUGCAUCCAUCUUCGUGAUUGGUGUGUGAUUUUGUGACGAGUACUGAGGAUACGAAGAAGCAGGACGCAGAUGCAGGAAUCAACAAUGUAAAUGCUUACUUAACAUUGAACAAGAGAACAACAAAGAGCGAGUACACGACAUGACACUAACAAUCACACACAACACAACACUGAACAGUCCAGGGCUAUAUAGGGGUGGUGAUGAGAUGAUGAGGUGCAGGUGCGUUGGGUUUCCAUUCCGGUGUUGCCAAGGUGGUGCGCUCAGACCGGUGGCUCAGUAAACCGGCAAAUCAGAGCGCCGGAGGGGAGCAACGGGAAGAGACGUCAGUUUCAUCAUAGUGCUUGAUGGUUUUUGCGACUGCACUUGAAGAAACUUUCAAAGUUCUUGACAUUUUCCGUAUUGACUGACCUUCAUGUCUUAAAGUAAUGAUGGACUGUCGUUUCUCUUUGCUUAUUUGAGCUGUUCUUGCCAUAAUAUGGACUUGGUCUUUUACCAAAUAGGGCUAUCUUCUGUAUACCUUGUCACAACACAACUGAUUGGUUCAAAUGCAUUAAGAAGGAAAGAAAUUCCACAAAUUAACUUUUAAGAAGGCACCCCUGUUAAUUGAAAUGCAUUCCAGGUGACUACCUCAUGAAGCUGGUUGAGAGAAUGCCAAGAGUGUGCAAAGCUGUCAUCAAGGCAAAGGGUGGCUAUUUGAAGAAUCUCAAAUCUCAAAUAUAUUUGGAUUUAACCCUUUUUUGGUUACUACAUGAUUCCAUAUGUGUUAUUUCAUAGUUUUGAUGUCUUCACUAUUAUUCUAUAAUGUAGAAAAUAGUAAAAAUAAAGAAAAACCCUUGAAUGAGUAGGUGUGUCCAAACAUUUGACUGGUACUGUAUAUAUAAAUGAUAUAUUUAUUUUGUAUUUUACCCACUUUUUCUCCCCAAUUUCGUGAUCCAAUUACGAUCUUGUUUCAUCGCUGCAACUCCCCAACAGGCUCGGGAGAGGCAAAGGUCAAGUCAUGCGUCCUCAGAAACAUGACCCGCCAAACCGCGCUCCUUAACACCUGCCCGCCUAACCCGGAAGCCAGCCUCACCAAUGUGUCAGAGGAAACACUGUUCAACUGACGACCAGCCUGCAGGCGCCCGGCCCAACACAAGGUGUCGCUAGACUGCGAUGAGCCAAGUAAAGCCCUCCCAGCCAAACCCUCCCCUAACCCGGACGACGCUGGGCCAAUUGUGCGCUGCCCUAUGGGACUCCCGGUCACGGCCGGUUGUGACACAGCCCGGGAUCGAACCCGGGUCUGUAGUGACGCCUCAAGCACUGCGAUGCAGUAUCUUAGACCGCUGCGUCACUCGGGAGGCCGUUUUUUUACUAUUUCUAAUAAAAUGCCCCAGAAAAUAAAUGCCCAGAAAAGAAGUUCAUCCUUCCGUUUGCCUUGAUGGGGAAAAGUAAGCCCCACAAUAAAUGUUUCUACAUUUUUCAUUUACUAAGUGGUGGCCCUCAUAUUUUCUGCCUGUCAUAUACUAGUUACUUACUGUUUUAACAGCGGGUUGUACUAGGUAAUUACCAGUAAACAACGGGAUACAAAAUAAAGUGUUGCCAUGUAUUGUUUUUAAAUCCUUUUUGCUAGAGUUUUUCAGCUUUUUUUGUUGCCCCAUGAAAUACUUUAAUUUGAGAUUCAAUUAGUUUCCAAGGUAACAUAAAAUGUAAAGCUACAUACCAAAGUACCCCAGUUUGAAUUUGUCAUAAUACUGUGGUGCUUAAUCAAUGGAGGUUGAUGCCAAAGCUGGUCCAUCAAUGGCACAAUGGACCAUGGAAUGUUUCAAGGUCACAUGCUGUAAAAGAUCCAAUGAAAUAAACACAAAUCAGACAUCCAUUUAAAUUCCUAUUUCCUACAGUCUGUAUCACCCUAUUGUUACGGAUGUGUUAAUGUAUGUCAUGCUCUUGGUCUUGCUUUUUCAGUUCAGCGUAUGACCACAACCUCGAGAGAAAUGUGGCGAUUAAGAAGUUAAGUCGGCCGUUCCAGAACCAGACGCAUGCCAAGAGAGCGUACAGAGAACUGGUGUUAAUGAAAUGUGUCAAUCACAAAAAUGUAAGUCUGCCUACCAUCACUGGUCAGUUACUUCUUCUUGCUGUUUUAUUAUAUUCUAGAUAUGACUCUAUGACAGUUAUCCUCUAUUUUGUGUAUGAAUGGCCUGGCUGGACAUAGAGAGGAAAGGAACAGUAAGAAUAUUAUUUUAUGAAUGCAUAAUGGUACUUCAGAAGGAACAGUAAACAGGCAUUUGCUUUGGUAGCCCAUAUAGUGAAUAUACACACAGCUAAAAUGCAGAUUAAUUCAACCAGCUUCCAGGACUGCAGUUACCCGUUUUGAUAUUUUGUAUUGUUAUAUUGCAUAAUACAUUUGAAAAUGACUUGAUUACAAACAUGUGUUAUGAUGAAGGACUGUUUUCCUUAUAUUGAGGAAACUAAUCUAGCAAGCAUCCUGUUUGACUCGUGUGUUCAUGUUGUUACCUUUACAGAUCAUUGGCCUAUUAAACGUAUUCAGCCCACAAAAAUCAUUAGAAGAAUUUGCAGAUGUGUAAGUACAUUAUUAGAAAAGUCUGAGCCUUUUGGGUAAAACACUGGGGUAAAUCCUCAGUGGAAAUGCUCCUUAAAAAUGUAUGCACUCACUAACUGUAAGUCGCUCUGGAUAAGAGCGUCUGCUAAAUGACUAAAAUGUAAAAUGUAUAAUAACAUGAUAAACCUUUGACAUUGUAAAAUGAUUACAUGCUGUUAGGAAUUAAGACAUAGGAGGAUCAUAGGAUGAUCUUUGAAUUGGCCCUGUCUGUCAUCAAUGAAAGAAUUACUCAGCUAUUACCAGAAUAACUGUCUGAAAUCUCUCUGCAUACUGUAUCUCUCUCUGUUUAAGCCUUCCAGCUGGCUCCACAGAUGCGGGUGUGUGCGCCUGCUCGGUUUGUGUGUGUGUCUGCGCCUGUGUGUGUCUGUGCUUGUGUGUGUGUGUGUGUACACUUAUGUGUACACGCAAGCAUGUGUGUAUUCUCAUUUCUCUUCCUAUCUGUGUAGAUACAUUGUGAUGGAGCUGAUGGAUGCCAACCUGUGUCAGGUGAUUCAGAUGGAGUUGGACCAUGAGAGGUUGUCCUACCUGCUCUACCAGAUGCUGUGUGGCAUCAAACACCUCCACGCUGCCGGCAUCAUACACAGGGUACGGCUCAUACUGGCUCAUACACACUAACGCUAAGCUAACAGGUAGACACUGGGUAUGGCUCAUAAAUGCUAACUCUAAGCUAAUAGGUAGACACAGGAUAUGGUUCACACCUGCUAACACUAAGCUAUCAGGUAGACACAGGGUAUGGUUCACACCCGCUAACACUAAGCUAACAGGUAGACACAGGGUAUGGUUCACACCCGCUAACACUAAGGUAACAGGUAGACACAGGGUAUGGCUCAUGCAUGCUAACUCUAAGCUAAUAGGUAGACACAGGAUAUGGUUCACACCCGCUAACACUAAGCUAACAGGUAGACACAGGGUAUGGUUCACACCCGCUAACACUAAGUCAACAGGUAGACACAGGGUAUGGCUCAUACAUGCUAACUCUAAGUGAAUAGAUAGACACAGGAUAUGGUUCAUACCCGCUAACACUAAGCUAAUAGGUAGACACAGCUAACACUAAGCUAACAGGUAGACACAGGGUAUGGCUCAUACUGGGUAACACUAAGCUAAUAAUGUAGCAAAGCUCUUCAUUAUAUAAUUUCUGGGGCAUUGUUGUAUUUCCAAAUAAAAUACUGUAAGCUAAAAGCCCAGAUUUACAGUAACCCAUGUCAGAGCUUUGAUGAGAGCAGGAGGAACCUGCUAAUGAUCUAAACACUCAUUCAGCUUUAAUGACUGGGAUUGCGUCCAAAAUGGCACCCUAUUCCUGGCUCUGGUCAAAUAAGUGCAAUGUAUAGGGAGUGAUAGAGUGCCAUUUGGGAUACAUGCUUGGCCCAAUGGAGCAUGUAAAGUUUAGACAAGGAUGGGAAAAAACCAAAUAACCACCGAGAUCAUUCUGAGAUUAAUCUAGAUUCUAGAAUAAUGUAACUGCUUUGCAUGUCAUACGACCAGGCCGUUAGCGUACAUGCAAAUCUGUGAAAGAUGACUCACUACUCAGUAACUGUAGUUAAAAUGGAGUGACUCAUUACUGUUGUUAAGAUGGUGAUGAAUAUGGAUGAUGCCCUGUUUUAUAAUAUUAUGAUGACGACAUUCCUAUACCCCUACAUAGCUUCACUGAUGUCCCCCAUCUGCCUCUCUCAUUGUUUGGGGAGCAUGUUGUUCCCUUACUAUAAUAUCUAAAACAAACUGCCAAGACGGCCAAUAAUGCUCUCUGACGGGAUUGUCUGCCAUAAUCUUUUAGUAAAAAAUGCUCUGGAACACACUGCGCAGGCUACAGACAAUAUUCGCUGUGUCUGGGCCUUAAAAUAUGCUGCUGCUAUUGAUGAUGAUGAUGAUGAUGACAAUGAUGAUGUUCUCUCCUUGUCCCUCCUCUAGGAUCUAAAGCCCAGUAACAUCGUGGUGAAGUCAGACUGUACGUUGAAGAUCUUGGACUUUGGCUUGGCUCGGACGGCGGCUACAGGUCUGCUGAUGACCCCCUACGUAGUGACCAGAUACUACAGAGCACCAGAGGUCAUACUGGGGAUGGGCUACCAGGCCAACGGUCAGUACCUGUCAAUCAAGAAAGGCCUGUUGGAAACAGCAGAUUUGUUGGUAAACUUUCCAAAUGUCGACAAAACAAAAUAUGCUAGACAAGGUGGGAUCUUUUUGUGUCUGUAAAAUCAAUUAUGCGAGAAGUGGAGGUGGAAAUGCCUUCAUGCACAAAUAUAUAUGGAAACCCAUUUAACUUUAAGUCAAUUUGAUGGAAACACAUCUCUGGUAGGAAAAUACGCAUAUUGUUUUUAUGCAGAUUUUUUUAUAUUCUCAUGAAAAUCUGUCGCCAAUUGGAUGUAGACCUAGCUAAUGACAACAAUAACAGUACUGUUUUCAUUACAUUUAUGUUUUAAUUUUUUUUAUUAAUCAUGGAAAUAACAUCAAUAACAACACCGCUUUCUUGCCAGCUUGUACACUAGCCAUCCACUUCUCUUCAAGCCUCUGGGAAAGUUGUGCACAAUGAGAAACAAUGGUCUCUUUACUAACUACUAAAAGCUAACCCCCCACCCCUUCUCCUGUCUAUGUUGUAACAGUGGACAUAUGGUCUGUGGGGUGUAUUCUGGCAGAAAUGGUCCGCCACAAAAUCCUGUUCCCAGGAAGGGACUGUAUCCUUGGUGCUUUUGGCUGUGAAUCGUCUCCUGCCGAAAUAAACCAGUUUGCCUCCUCCAUGGGGCCAUUUCUCUUCAGUCUCUCAGUUUACGAGAUGGACAUUUAUUUCACGUCCUGAUUUCCUGCCUUUUCCUUCCCAUGUGACAGAGGGCUCUGUGCCUGGAGACUGGCAGAUGCUGCAUGCCGCAUCCAUUUUCACUCUCAUUCACCCAAUUUACUUAUUCAUACUUUCCUUUUUCUCCUUCAUUCACCCGAUGUAUCCCUCUUUCCAUUUUCAGUUUCAUGUGUCUGAUUAUUUGUGUUGUAAAUUUUUUGUAAUUCAUUCAUAUUCCUCUCUCAUUUCCUUAAUCUGUUCUUCAUUUUUUCUCUCCAUUGUGUUUGAAUGUCAUCCCUUCAUUCAUCGUGCAGUGGACGUGUGGUCAGUGGGCUGUAUUGUGGCUGAGAUGGUCAGAGGUAGUGUGUUGUUCCCAGGCACUGACCGUAUCCUUUCCUCUUUUACAGUGUUAUCAUUUCACCAUGUUUGUGUGUUUUUACCUUGUUUUUACCAUCAACCACCGCCCCGUGGAGCACUCCUUUUGCACUCUACCCACUACAAUACCCACCAUAUCCAAAUACACCCAUACUCCCAUCCUCCCUGCCCAUAACCACCUAAGCUUCUGCCAAUACACAGAGAUAGUUCUAGAAAACAGGAAUAGUUCUGGAACAGUAGUUCUCUAACAUAGUUAUGUGUGUCUGUGGAGAAGGCUAUGUCUGUGUGUAGUGUUUCCCUAACUCCCCCUGCUCAGACAUUGACCAGUGGAACAAGGUGAUAGAGCAGCUUGGGACUCCGCCCCAGGAGUUCCUGAUGAAGCUCAACCAAUCAGUGAGGACGUACGUAGAGAACAGGCCGUGUUACGCAGGAUACAGCUUUGACAAACUCUUCCCUGACGUCCUCUUCCCUGCAGACUCAGAACACAACAAACUGAAAGGUACUGGAAAUGGAGUGUGUGUGUUUGUGUGUGGGUAGGGUGUGUGUGUGGUGUGCGUGUGUGUGCGUGCUGGUAUGAAUUAUAUUAUCUUUCCACUUCCAGCGAGCCAGGCCAGAGACCUGCUGUCUAAGAUGUUGGUGAUCGACUCGUCUAAGAGGAUCUCGGUGGACGAGGCCCUGAAACACCCCUAUAUCAACGUGUGGUACGACCCAGCAGAAGUGGAGGCGGUAAGUGUUUAACACAUGGUACAAUCUAUUGGAGGGGGAACUUGGAAAUUGGACCAACACGGUUGACACUUUUAGUCAGAAGAGUGAACUAUGGUUGAUGGUUUGAUGUAGGGAUGAACCUUUCUUCCCUCUCUUCUCCCUUCUGCUCUUUUCCUCUCUUUCUUUUGCUUUUUUUCUCGUCUCAGCCCCCUCCGAAGAUCACAGACAAGCAGCUGGAUGAGCGAGAGCAUACGGUGGAGGAGUGGAAAGGUUAAAGAUGUUACUACAACUAUCACUUUUCACUAGACAUGGGUCACAAACAAACAGUGAGCUCCAAAAGUAUUGGGACAGUGACAUUUUUGUUGUUGUUUUGGCUCUGUACUGCAGCACUUUGGAUUUGAAAUGGUACAAUGACUAUGCGGUUCAAGUGCAGACUGUCAGCUUUAAUGUUAGGGUAUUUUCAUCCAUAUUGGGUGAACCUUUUAGAAAUUACAGCACUUUGUGUACACCUACUGGGGAGCCAGGCCCACCCAAUCAAAUUGAGCAACCAAAACAUAUAUAUAUACACAUUUUUUGUUUUUAGCCAACCAUCCCAUGAAAGAGAAUGUCAUUCCAGUUUAUCUGAAUGUCAUUCCAGUGCACUGCUUGCAAUGAAUUCUAUCUGACGGGGUUUGCAUGUUUAGGUAAAAAUACAAAUAAUGUCCCGUUUGGAACACUGACCAGUAGAGAGCAUAAUUGUGUGUGUAUAUAUUCCUUCCACCUCAUGGCUUGGUUUUUGCUCUGACUUGCACUGUCAACUGUGGGACCUUAUAUAGACAGGUGUGUGCCUUUCCAAAUCAUGUCCAAUCAAUUGAAUUUACCACAGGUGGACUCCAAUCAAGUUGUAGAAACAUCUCAAGGAUGAUCAAUGGAAACAGGAUGCACUUGAGCUCAAUUUCGAGUCUCAUAGCAAAGGGUCUGAAUACUUACGUAAAUAAGGUAUUUCUGUUUUUUAUUUUUUAUACAUUUGCACCAAAAAAACGGUUUUCGCUUCGUCAUUAUGGGGUAUUGUGAGUAGAUUGAUGAGGAUUUUAUUUAUUUAAUCCAUUUUAGAAUAAGGCUGUAACGUAACAACAUGUGGAAAAAGUCAAGGGGUCUGAAUACACUGUAUUAUGCUCUCUACUUGUCAGUGUUCCAAACGGGAUAUUAUUUGUAUUUCUAUCUAAACAUGCAAACACCAUCAGCUAGAAUUCAUAGCAGUGCAAUGGAAUGACAUUCAGAUGAACUGGAAUGACAUUCACUUUCAUGGGAUGGUUGGCCAAAAAUAACUAAAAGCCACACCCCCAAUAAGCCACAAAUAUGACCGCAUUGAUGCAUAUGUCACUGUGCUUCUAUGGCUGUAUGCACCAUGCCACUGCAUACUUAAUUUGUUCAUUUAGCAAACAAGACAGCUCAUAAUCCAGUGCCUUUAUCACAGUCAACACACCUAUAUUUCUUUGUUUAAUUCGCUUUAAAAAUGCAACAUUUUCUCUCAGCCUAUUGGCAAAAUGUGUAGAAUAGCAUGAGAUUAGCUAUAAAACUGCACAUUUUUCUCUUUGCUCCAUUUCCUCUUUGCCCCAAACCGAUUCUGUCACUUAGACCGCAGUCAACGAGCUGUAUAGGACCAUAAGCAAACAAGAAAAUGCUCAUCCGGAGGUGGCGCUCCUAGUGGCCGGUGAUUUUAAUGCAAGGAAACUGAAAUCUGUUUGACCUAAUUUCUACCAACAUGUCAACUGUGCAACUAGAGACAAAACUCUAGAUCACCUUUAUUCCGCACACAGAAAUGCAUACAAAGCUCUCCCUCGCCCUCUAUUUGGCAAAUCUGACCAUAACGCUAUCCUCCUGAUUCCUGCUUACAAGUAAAAACUCAAACUGGAAGUACCAGUUAAGUACUCAACACAGGAAAACUCAAAACAGGAAGGUCUGAUGAAGCGGAUGCUAAGCUACAGGACUGUUUCGCUAACACAGACUGGAAUAUGUUCCGGGAUUCAUCCAAUGGCAUUGAGGAGUUAACCACAUCAGUCACCGGCUUCAUUAAUAAGUGAAUUGAUGGUGUCGUCCCAACAGUGACCGUAUGUAAAUAUCCCAACCAGAAGCCAAGGAUUACAGGCAACAUCCGCACUGAGCUAAAGGCUAGAGCUGCCGCUUUCAAGGAGCAGGACACUAAUCAGGACGCUAAGAAGAAAUCCUGCUACGACCUCUGACAAGCCAUCAAACAGGCAAAGCAUGAAUACAGGACUAAGAUCGAAUCCUACUAUGCCGGCUCUGAUGCUCGUCGGAUGUGGCAGGGCUUGCGAACUAUCACGGAUUACAAAGGGAGACCCAGCCGCGAGUUGCCCAGUGACGCAAGCCUCCAGACAAACUAAAUUCCUUCUAUGCUCGCUUCGAGGCAAGCAACACUGAACCUGCAUGAGAGCACCAGCUGUUCCGGACGACUGUGUGAUCACGCUCUCCGUAGCCGAUGUGAGUAAGACCUUUAUACAGGUUAACAUUCACAGAUGGAUUACCAGAACGCAUACAGAGCAUGCGCUGACCAGCUGACAUUUUAACCUCUCUGACCCUGUCUGUAAUAUCUACAUGUUACAAGCAGACCACCAUAGUCUCUGUGCACAAUAAGGCCAACGUAACCUGUCUAAUUGACUAUCGCCCUGUAGCACUUACAUCUGUAGCCAUGAAAUGCUUUGAAAGGCUGGUCAUGGCUCACAUCAACAACAUCAUCCCAGACACCCUGGUCCCACUCCAAUUCACAUACCACCCCAACAGAUCCACAGAUGACACAAUCUCUAUUGCACUCCACACUGCCCUCUCCCACCUGGACAAGAUUAACACCUACAGUUGAAGUCGGAAGUUUACAUACACCUUAGCCAAAUACAUUUAAACUCAGUUUUUCACAAUUCCUGACAUUUAAUCCUAGUAAAGAUUCCCUCUCUUAGGUCAGUUAGGAUCACCACUUUAUUUUAAGAAUGUGAAAUGUCAGAAUAAUAGUAGAGAUAAUUAUUUAUUUCAGCUUUUAUUUCUUUCAUCACAUUCCCAUUCGGUCAGAAUGCUACACUCAAUUAGUGGUAGCAUUGCCUUUAAUUGUUUAACUUGGGUCAAACAUUUCGGGUAGCCUUCCACAAGCUUCCCACAAUAAGUUGGGUGAAUGUUGGCCCAUUCCUCCUGACAGAGCUGGUGUAACUGAGUCAGGUUUGUAGGCCUCCUUGCUCGCACACGCUUUUUCAGUUCUGCCCACAAAUAUUCUAUAGGAUUGAGGUCAGGGUUUUGUGAUGGCCACUCCAAUACCUUGACUUUGUUGUCCUUAAGCCAUUUUGCCACAACUUUGGAAGUAUGCUUAAGGUCAAGAUCCAUUUGCGACCAAGCUUUAACUUCCUGACUGAUGUCUUGAGAUGUUGCUUCAAUAUAUCCACAUAAUGUUCCUUCCUCAUGAUGCCAUCUGUUUUGUGAAGUGCACCAGUCCCUCCUGCAGCAAAGCACCCCCACAGCAUGAUGCUGCCAUCCCCGUGCUUCGCGGUUGGGAUUGUGUUCUUCAGCUUGCAAGCCACCCACUUUUUCCUCCAAACAUAACGAUGGUCAUUAUGGCCAAACAGUUAUAUUUUUGUUUCAUCAGACCAGAGGACAUUUCUCCAAAAAGUACGAUCUUUGUCCCAUGUGCAGUUGCAAACCGGUUUUGGAGCAAUGGCUUCUUCCUUGCUGAGCGGCCUUUCAGGUUAUGUUGAUAUAGGACUCGUUUUACUGUGGAUAUAGUUACUUUUGUACCAGCAUCUUCACAAGGUCCUUUGCUGUUGUUCUGGGAUUGAUUUGCACUUUUCGUACCAAAGUACAUUUAUCUCUAUGAGACAGAACACGUCUCCUUCCUGAGCGGUAUGACGGCUGCGUGGUCCCAUGGUGUUUAUAGUUGCGUACUAUUGUUUGUACAGAUGAACGUGGUACCUUCAGUCAUUUGGAAAUUGCUCCCAAGGAUGAACCAGACUUGUGGAUGUCUACAAUUCUUUUUCUGAGGUCUUGGCUGAUUUCUUUUGAUUUUCCCAUGACGUCAAGCAAAGAGGCAAUGAGUUUGAAGGUAGGCCUUGAAAUACAUCCACAGGUAGACCUCCAAUUGACUCAAAUGAUGUCAAUUAGCCUAUCAGAAGCUUCUAAAGCCAUGACAUAAUUUCCUGGAAUUUUCCAAGCUUUUUAAAGGCACAGUCAACUUAGUGUAUGUAAACUUCUGACCCACUGGAAUUGUGAUACAGUGAUUUAUAAGUGAAAUAAUCUGUCUGUAAACAAUUCUUGGAACAAUUACUUGUGUCAUGCACAAAGUAGAUGUCCUAACCGACUUGCCAAAACUAUAGUUUGUUAACAAGACAUUUGUGGAGUGGUUGAAAAACAAGUUUUAAUGACUCCAACCUAAGUGUAUGUAAACUUCCGACUUCAACUGUAUGUAAGAAUGCUGUUCAACACCAUAGUGCCUUCCGAGCUCAUCACUAAGCUAAGGACCCUGGGACUGAACACCUCCCUCUGCAACUGGAUCCUGGACUUCAUGAUGGGCCGCCCCCAGGUGGUGAGGCUAGGCAACAACACAUCCGCCACGCUGACCCUCAACACGGGGGCCCCUCAGGGGUGCGUGCUUAGUUCCCUCUUGUACUCGAUUUUCAACCACAACUGCGUGGCCGCACAUGACUCCAACACCAUCAUUAGGUUUGCUGACGACACGAUGGUGGUAGGCCUGAGUACCGACGACGAUGAAACAGCCUAUAGGGAGGAGGUCAGAGACCUGGCAGUGUGGUGCCAGGACAACAACCUCUCCCUCAACGUCAGGAAGACAAAGGAGCUGAUCGUGGACUACAGGAAACAGAGGGCCGAGCACGCCCCCAAUGAAAUCGACGGGUUGUAGUGGAGUGGGCCGAGACAUUCUAGUUCCUUGGUGUCCACAUCACUAAGGAUCUAUCAUGGUCCACACACACCAACAAAGUCGUGAAGAGGGCACGAUAAUGUAUCUUCCCCUUCAGGAGGCUGAAAAGUUUUGGCAUGGGCCCUCAGAUCCUCAAAAAGUUAUACAGCUGCACCGUUGAGAGCCUCUUGACUGGCUACAUCACCGCUUGGUAUGGCAAAAAACAUCACCACUGGGUUUUAAAAUCCUAGGAAAAUCCUAGGAAAUGUUAUUUAAUUGACACAAGCUGUCUCCAAUCAACCAUUCAAUGUCUGGUUGUGCGUGAGUGUUUGGUGGGGGGAUCGCCUAAACCAGGGGAGGCAUAGCAUAUGAAUCUUAAUUGCACAAAUGCUAUUAUUUGGUAGGGAAUACUAUUUGUAGAUCAGUGAUUCUACUCCUCACUUUGCUCAAGCUGAUCCUUUCACACAGACUCAAUCCCUGAUCAUCGGAGGUUGUAAAAAUGGGGCAAUUAGGACAGAUAAAAGGGAGAGACUAUGAAUCCAACCAGAAAACAUAAACAAUUCAAAAUCACUGCGCCAAUACCCCGCUGGAACGCUCUUUGCAGACAACAAUAUAUUCUGCAAAACCUGCAAGUUAUCAUUAGAUUAUAAGACCAUAAAUGGCUAGCCUAUUUUCUUUGGCUAUAGAAAUAACAACCCAACAACUUCUCCAACUCUAUUAAGACCGCACUGUUUCGAGAGAUACGCUUGUCCGCCUCCACAAAGGGUGCAUAACAGCGUAGGUACUUGGAAUUAUAUUCUGACACUGUUGAAUAGUUCACUGCCUGUAAAUACACUGUAUCAGCCAGAACAACUUUAGCGUCGUCACCCAGCUCUCCUACAAAAUAUGAAGAUCAUAUUGGUCUUGUGUGGCUGUGGAUUCGUCCGUUAUUUUGGAGAUGCUUUCAGUUUUUUUUUUACAAGACUGCUCCUCCGUUCAUUACAUAUGUGUUAAUGAAUGCGCACAUUUUAGGAUUGAGCGUUUACAUUUUUAUUUCUAUAGCGAAAAUUCCUAUUAUUCCCAUAUAAUGUUGAUAACAGACAAUUAAUAAGUUAAAUAUUUAUGUUGAUAAUGUCCUUAAGAUAGGCUAAUAAUUUGGUGCAUUAGGCUAAAGCUUAGAGAAUAAUUGUCAGCAAACAUUUCAUUUGAAGUCAAUCCACAUGGUUGUGAAUUUAUUUUGGACUAAUUGGAUUAAUACGGGAGACGUUCAUGGUAUGCACACGUGACAAUUAAUUCACACAUGGUGUGAGAAGGUGCUAUAUCGGCCUCUUGAGGUCAGAUGAUAUAAAUGGGGGGUCAUUUAUUUUUUUCAAAAUAUCAUGGCCCUACUCAUCACAUACUGCCGCUACUGUUUAUUAUCUAUCCUGUUGCCUAGUCACUUUAUUCCUGGGUAUAUGUACAUAUCUCAAAUCAAAUCAAAUCAAAUUGUAUUUGUCACAUGCGCUGAAUACAACAGGUGUAGUUGUACUGUGAAAUGCUUACUUGCGAGCCCUUAACCAACAAUGCAGUUCAAGAAAUAGAGUUAAACAAAUAUUUACUAAAUAAACAAAAGUAAAAAAUUAAAUAAAAAGUAACACAAUAAAAUAACAAUAACAAGGCUAUAUACAGGGGGUACCGGUUGUCAAUGUGUGGGGGUACAGUUUACUCGAGGUAAUUUGUACAUGUAGGUAGGGGUAUAGUGACUAUGCAUAGAUAAUAAACAUCUACCUCAAUUACCUCAUACCCCUGCACAUCGACUCGGUACUGGUACCCCGUGUAUAUACUGUAGCCAAGUUAUCGUUACUCAUUGUGUAUUUAUUAUUACUUUUAUUAUUACGUGUUAUUACUUUUCUAUUUUUUCUCUAUUUUCUUUCUCUCUGCAUUGUAAGCAGUUCAUUGUUAGUCUACACCUGUUGUUUACGAAGCAUGUGACGAAUAACAUUUGAUUUGAUUUGAUGGCAAAACGUGUAGAAUUAAAGGAAAUUAGCUGUGCUCAGGAUCCAAUAGGAUGAGGUCAUACUGAUACUGACUCCCCAAUGGGUGUUUAUCAUCUUUAUCCUGUGGUGAUUUCUGUAUUUUGUUACUUGUCAUGAGGGCAAAUGUUAUCAGACAAGUGACAUGUAGUCUUCUCUUUUUUCUCUCUCCUUCUUUCCUCCUCUCUCAACUGUCUCUUCUCCCUCCUUUGUUGUCUCUCUAUCCUUGUCUCCGCUCUCUCUCUCUCUCUCUCUCUCUCUCUCUCUCUCUCUCUCUCUCUCUCUCUCUCUCUCUCUCUCUCUGUCUCUGUCUCUGUCUCUGUCUCUGUCUCUGUCUCUGUCUCUGUCUCUGUCUCUGUCUAUUGCUCGCUGUAUUCACCCUGUUGUAGACCUGAUCUGGAAGGAGGUGUAUGAGUGGGACGAGUGGACCAAGCAGAAUGGCGUGAUCAGAGGACAGCCUCCUCUUUUAGGUUAGUUAGUUAACACUUUGUAUUUUACUUAUGUGAGCUGGUGUCUGCUGUUAUUGUGUUAUUGUUGACUAAAUCUGUACAUUUCAUUCUGAAAAAAAACAUGGAUUAAAACAUUGUUUAUGGUAAGAGACCUUACGAAUAUUAAUAAAAUGCACCCCACGCCCCAACGUAAAACAUAUUUUCACAUGACCCUCCCCUUGUACAUGCUUUUCCCUUCCCCGUCAUUGAAUUAACUUGAAAUAAUAUAAUAAUAAUUGGGAUUUCUUCUGAUUUCAUAGGCAAGCAAGCUUCACUUGGGAGAAUACUAAAACCAUUUCAACUUACCAUUAUUGGAUCCCUGAUGCUAGCUGGCUAAAGAAAGAAGGGGCUUUUUGGGGGGGCUAGUUAUUAGACCAUAGGCAAUUUACUCGCCUCACUUCUGUUCAAACUUCUCAUGUAAAUCCUGGCUAAAAUGGCAAUUAUUCAAUGACUCGUGUGUCACAUUCAUGUUUUUGGAAAUUGCAUAUCAUGUCCAUGUAGGCUAGCCUGCCACUGUAACUACAAUGCUCUGGCAGUUGCGCUGAAAGGUUUAGGAGGCUACUGUCAGAAUUUUCACGUCCAAUCCAUCCAAUCAGCUCGUGUUGUGGGUGUGAUUUUUUUAACAAAGAUGCUUCAGGGAGUCAGAGAUGCGCUACUGGCUCGCAGACUGGUCUGUGCUGAGUUUAUUGAUUACCCAUCCCGUGUGCAAAGGGGGGAAAUAUAUAUAUUUUUGAAUGCCAUGGCCCGCCGUCCCGGUAGCAAGCCAGGGAAAAAACACACUACUCUCCCCUGUGCCAAAUAAAAAACUUCACAACCCCCCCAGAAAGCAAAAAAAAAUUAGAAAAGUCAAUUUACUGAAGUAAAUGUGGUGUGCUUGCUAGUCUUGAAGUAUUUAUGGUUGGGAAAGAGUAGUAUAAGUGGUAGUGGUAGCAACGGCAGUAAUAAUAAUAUGCCAUUUAGCAGACGCUUUUAUCCAAAGCGACUUACAGUCAUGCGUGCAUACAUUUUUGUGUAUGGGUGGUCCCGGGGAUUGAACCCACUACCUUUGCGUUACAAGCGCCGUGCUCUACCAGCUGAGCUACAGAGGACCACAAAAGUAAUGGCAGUAGUAAUGGUAGUAUUAGUAAUGGUAGUAAUAGGGAUUUCAUAUAGGCUAUGUGUUAGUUAUAUUGACCUAUUUUGGGGUGGUUUGUAGGUGUGACGUUAUUAUAGUGGGUUAUAGUGGGCUAGUAUAGUAGGCUAGAGUCAGUACUAUAUCAUCAUAAGCCAUAUGCGUUUUUAAGCACUCAAAAUGUUUUAGUUAGAACAUUCUGAAAGAUUUGUGGCACUGUUUACAGUUUAGAAUGUUUAAGCCUGCAAUCCGCCAUUGAAAUGAAUGGGGAUACAACAAGCUUUAUAGUUUAUGAAGUAGGAAUGAUAGCAAAAAGCUGUGUUGAAGCCAUCUAAGUUGAGUCUGUCUGCACAUGCCAACGUUGGGGUGGUGUUUGUAGCUGAAAUGGACCAAGAGCAGUGGUGAAUCAAAACGUUCUUUAUGUAGCCCUUUACACUCAUACCCGUAUAUACGGGUUGAAAAUGGCAGAUUUGGACACUGAUAAGCACCUAAAUUGGAACGCAGUGGCUGUACAGUAACGUGCUAUACAUGAUGUCAGAGCUCAAUGUCUGCUUCACAGCUUUGAAUGGGUUUUGACUGACAGACGUUCUGAACUUGAGCACUGCACCCGACAAUAAGUUGCCCCCAUUCCUCCCAGUAAUUGGACAACUUUUGCAAAUGUUCUGUUGUCUGAGUGAGGCAAAUACUGUAAAUUAAGAGGACUCAAUGUAUUUUGAAAGAUGAGACGUUGAGGAUUAUAAUAAAUACCGCUUUCAAGUCAUACAAGCAAGCCAAACACCUGUGAGUCCAAAUGUGCUCUUCACAUUUCCAUAUCAUAAAACUCAUGUCAUAUACAGUGUCAACGUUUAUGAUCACUAUGUUUGAUGUACAGUUACAAGAUGACAUUGUGUCAUACCCUGGGUUGUCCUGAACAGAAUGAGCCUAUGUUUGUUUUAUUGUGAAGAAAAUUUGCCACGGAUCACGCAUCUGAAUGUACUCAUGACGCCAUUCUAUGCACACCAAUAUUGCGAUCUGCUUCUCUGAAUUGCCUUGUGAAAGCCUAACACUGUAAGAUCAUAUUUUAUCAUUUAGCUAGUCAUGUUGGCAAUAGAACAAGCUUUCAAAUGAUGCCGACCUGACCCAGAUUGCGAUUUAUAAUGGACCGUUUUUGGAUUGCGUAAACAACAACAGUAAUUGUGUGAUGGUGGGACGCAGGGCUGUGUUCCAAACAAAGCAACUACAAGUGUGCUUGCUCUAGUUCCUCAACGGCACAGACUCUUCUUUGAGUCAUAAAAGUGCAUUGAAGUUACUUAAGAACUGUGCACACUUUCGAGACACCAGUUAGUCCUCUCACUCCAACCCUUGUCAUUUCUUUGUCUUAUGUUGCACCUACCCCAAAAGUUCUAAAAAUAUGUUUAUCAUGUUACUGAAUGUAUCCAGAGUAUUUUCAGAUUUCGUUAUCAACAAAUGUGGCGAAAGUACAGUAAAUGUAAAAUCCACAUAAAAUCAACAGUGUAAUGUUUGGAUUCAGUCUUGUGUCAGGUGAACUGUUGUGUACACACCUGUGGUCUAAUAAUUUUCCCAUAAUCUCCAAACUGUUCCCUUUUAAUUGUUACCAUGGUUCAUUUCAAUUUAGCCCUAUCCAUAUAGUGCAAUUACCACGAGUGUAAAGGGUUAAGCUUUUAUGCAAAGGUUUAACAGUUAUAGUUCAAAAAGUACAAAAAGCAUCAACAAUCUUUUGACAAGCAAUCGAAGUUGAGUCCGUCUGUACAUUUCAAUGUUGGUCUAGUUCAAAAAGUAUAAAUGGUAUCAAAAAGCUGUAUACAAGCACACUAUUCUAGACUGGUCUGCAUGUUUUAGUUUGAAUGGUAUUUUUAGCUUAAACGGUAGAGACCAGACAUUUUCCCAUUCAAAUCUAUGGCCCCAGAAAUGCAUAGGGAUAUAUGCAAAUAUGGUUGUAGUGUGAAAAGUAUAACUAGUAUAUAAAAAAUUAUAAUCAUGCAACAGUACCAGUACCAGUCUGCACGUUUUACAGUUGUUAUAUAGUUGGUAGCUUUAACAGUUCAAAGCAGUGGCAAAUCCAAAUACUUCCCAUUCAAGCGUAUAGAGAUUUUAUGCACGAUUAAAAUGGUUAUAGUUCAAAAAAGGUUUUAAAAAGCACACUAUUCGGGACCAGUCUGCACGUUUUAAAGUUUGAAUGGUGUUUCUAGCUUAAACAUUGUAAGACUAGUUACGGUGGAAAUUUGUCCCAUUUAAAGUUUAGGGCCAUUCAAAUGCAUUGGGAAUUAUGCAAAUAUUAUCAAAACGUUGUUUUCAAGUAACCUGACUAGUGGCAGUCUGGACAUUUUUAGAGUUGUUUUGGUGUUGGUAGCGUUUAAGGUUUUGGCGCUAGAGGUUCCAGUGGAAUAAUAAUAAGUAUGAACAGUUUCUAAAGUUGCUGUUACUGAAAGAGAGCAUGCACAGCUGACUCAUAGGAGGGAGGUGAAUAAUGUUGUAGGUUGCUCUGGGGGGGGGGGGGGGGGUCGCUGCACCCCUCACAGACUCAGAGAUGUUCUUCCGGCUCCCUAUGGUGUGUGUGAGUUAUGUGUGUAUCUCGCAGGUAUGUGUGUGUGUUUGUCUGUUUGUAUAUGUGUGUGUUUGCGCAUGCUAGUGCCUAGUACAGGUGUAUCAGUCAUCCUGUGUGUUUUUUGCAGCACAGGUGCAGCAGUGAUCGACAGCUCCCCUCAGCACGCCUCGUCCUCCUCCUCGGCCAAUGACGUAUCCUCCAUGUCGACUGACCCCAGUGACCCUAGUGAACCUACCAUGACCUCUGACACGGACAGCAGCCUGGACAGCCACACCUCUCUGGGAGCACUGGCCUGCUGCAGA